AUGGCAGUGUGCCGUCUUCUCAUCACAACCCAGGUGCUGAAGGUUGAUGGUGCGUACGUUGCUGUGAAGUUCCCCGGAACAUCAAGUAGCAUAACAAACCAAAGCAGCGCUCCUCCUCCAGACUCGGAUCCAUCCUCACUGUUACAGGACUGCAGGCUCCUCAGGAUAGACGAACUGCAGGUGGUCAAAACCGGUGGAACCCCGAAGGUUCCCGAUUGCUUUCAGCGAACGCCUAAAAAGCUCUGCAUCCCAGAGAAGGCCGUAAUCCUGGCUGUAAAUGUUGACUCCAAAGGAGUCCAUGCAGUUCUGAAGACCGGUAACUGGGUAAGGUACUGCAUCUUUGACCUGGCCACAGGCAAAGCUGAGCAGGAGAAUAACUUUCCUACAAGCAACCUGGCCUUCCUGGGCCAGAGCGAGUGCAACGUGGCCAUCUUCACUGCAGGGCAGGAGUCUCCCAUCAUCCUCCGGGACGGGAAUGGCACAAUCUAUCCCAUGGCUAAAGACUGCAUGGGGGGAAUCCGGGACCCUGAUUGGUUGGACCUGCCUCCUAUAAACAGCCUGGGAAUGGGGGUGCACUCUCUGGUCAACCUGCCAUCUAACUCCACCAUUAAAAAGAAAGCUGCUAUCAUUAUUAUGGCUGUCGAGAAACAGACGCUGAUGCAGCACGUCCUGCGCUGCGACUACGAGGCGUGCCGGCAGUACCUGAUGAACCUGGAGCAGGCCUUCCUCCUGGACGAGGGCGGCCAGGGCCUCGGGGCGCUGCUGGGCCAUCGCUGCGACGGAAACCGCAACAUUUUCCACGCCGCCGUCUCCGUCUGCUUCCCUGUUAGCAACAAAGAGACCAAAGAGGAAGAAGCCGAAAGGUCAGAGAGAAACACAUUUGCAGAGCGCCUGUCUGCUGUGGAGGCCAUCGCCAACGCCAUCUCUGUGGUGUCGAGCAACAGCUCUGGAAACAGGACUGGCUCCUCCAGUAGCAGAGGGCUCCGUCUAAGGGAGAUGAUGCGGAGGUCUCUUAGAGCAGCAGGUCUCGGCCGCCACGAGUCUGGGCCGUCCUCCGGUGACCACCAGGACCCCGUGUCCCCACCCAUCGCCCCGUCAAGUUGGGUCCCAGACCCUCCGCCUAUGGACCCUGAUGGUGACAUUGAUUUCAUUCUCGCACCAGCAGUUGGUUCACUCACCACAGCUUCCUCUGGUUCUAACCAGGGCCCCAGCACUUCCACCAUACCAGGACCGUCAACAGAGACAUCAGUGGUGGAGUCUAAAGACAGGAAGGCCAACGCUCACCUCAUCCUGAAGCUGAUGUGUGACAGCGUCGUUCUGAGGCCACACCUAUGGGAACUGCUCUCUGCAAAGGAUGCCAGAGGAAUGACCCCCUUCAUGCUGGCUGUCAGUGGAAGAGCCUACCCAGCUGCUAUCACUGUGCUUGAGGCCGCUCAAAAAAUAGCCAAGAUGGCCGACCCGGAGAAAGAUGAUGCGGAUUCUAUGUUCAUGGAGAUGAUUUGUCCUGUGGGAACCAACCCAGAUGAUUCUCCGCUUUAUGUCCUCUGCUGCAACGACACCUGCAGUUUCACUUGGACCGGAGCAGAGCACAUUAACCAGGACAUAUUUGAGUGUCGAACAUGCGGCCUGCUUGAGUCGCUCUGCUGCUGCACAGAGUGUGCAAGAGUGUGUCACAAAGGACACGACUGCAAGUUGAAAAGGACUUCCCCUACAGCUUACUGUGACUGUUGGGAGAAAUGCAAGUGCAAAACACUGAUAGCUGGCCAGAAGGCUGCCCGCCUGGAUUUACUCUACAGGCUGCUAACGACAACAAACCUGGUCACUACACCAAACAGCAGGGGGGAGCAUAUAUUACUGUUCCUGGUUCAGACUGUAGCCAGGCAAAGUGUUGAGCACUGUCAGUACCGACCGCCUCGCAUCAGAGAAGACCGGAACCGUAAGGCUGCUAAUGCAGAGGACUCUGAUAUGCCAGACCACGAUCUGGAACCUCCUCGCUUCGCUCAGCUGGCCUUGGAGAGAGUCCUACAGGACUGGAACGCCCUCAAAUCUAUGAUCCUGUUUGGUUCUCAGGAAAACAAAGAUCCACUUAGUGCCAGCAGCAGAAUUGCUCACCUCCUGCCUGAAGAACAGGUGUACUUGAACCAGCAGAGCGGCACCAUUCGCCUCGACUGUUUCACACACUGCCUCAUUGUCAAGUGUGCUCCUGACAUCACCUUUAUUGACACUCUACUGGGGACUCUGAUAAAGGAGCUGCAGAACAAAUACACGCCGGGCAGGAGAGAGGAGGCGGUGGCCGUCACUAGAAGGUUCCUGCGCUCCGUCGCGCGUGUGUUUGUCAUCCUCAGCGUAGAGAUGGCUUCCUCCAAGAAGAAAAACAACUUCAUCCCGCAGCCCAUCGGGAAGUGUCGGCGUGUUUUCCAGGCUCUGCUGCCGUACGCGGUGGAGGAGCUGUGCAACGUCGCGGAGUCCCUCAUCGUCCCGGUCAGGAUGGGAAUAGCGAGGCCCACGGCUCCGUUCACGCUGGCCAGCACCAGCAUAGACGCAGUUCAGGGCAGCGAGGAGCUUUUCUCCGUGGAGCCGCUUCCUCCCAGGUCGUCGCCGGACCAGUCCAGCAGCUCCAUCCAAACAGUUGCUUCUUACAUCAUAAGGAACCCUCAGCCCAGACGGAGCAGCCAGUCUCAGCCCGUCAGGGGACGAGACGAGGAGCAGGACGACAUCGUGUCAGCCGAUGUGGAAGAGGUUGAAGUUGUAGAGGGUGUAGUAGCUGGCGAGGAAGACCAUCAUGAUGACCAGGAGGAGCAGGGGGAGGAAAACGCUGAAGCUGAAGGUCAACAUGACGAGCACGAUGAAGAUGGAAGUGACAUGGAGUUGGACUUGCUGGCAGCCGCCGAAACGGAGAGUGACAGCGAAAGCAACCACAGCAAUCAGGACAACGCCAGUGGUCGCAGAAGCGUCGUCACGGCAGCAACUGCCGGCUCUGAAGCAGGUGCUAGCAGUGUCCCUGCCUUCUCAGAGGACGACUCUCAGUCGAACGACUCGAGCGACUCGGACAGCAGCAGCAGUCAGAGCGACGACGUCGACCAGGAGACGUUCCUGCUGGACGAGCCGCUGGAGAAGGACGACGAGCGCCCUCACACGCCAACACUGCCGCCCAGGCCUCCCCGCUCCAUGCAGUGGGCCGUUAGGAACACCCCGAGCCAGAGAGCGAGCGGCAGCGGCCCGUCCGCCUCCUCAACACCUGCUGCGAGCUCUACUGGCUUGAUAUACAUCGACCCGACAAACCUGCGGCGCUCCAGCGCAAUCAGCUCCAGUGCAGCGGCGGCGGCGGCGGCGCUGGAAGCCAGCAAUACCAGCAGCUACCUGACUUCGGCCAGCAGUUUGGCCCGCGCCUACAGCAUCGUCAUCAGGCAGAUUUCUGACCUCAUGAGUCUGAUUCCCAAGUACAAUCAUCUCGUCUACUCGCAGAAUCCUGCAGCUGUCAAGCUCUCCUACCAGGACGCAGUCAACCUGCAGAAUUAUGUGGAGGAAAAGCUGAUUCCCACCUGGAACUGGAUGGUGUCCAUCAUGGACUCCACCGAGGCCCAGCUGCGGUACGGCUCGGCUCUGUCGUCUGCCGGAGACCCCGGCCACCCCAGCCACCCGCUUCACGCCUCGCAGCACUCGUCUCGCCGCGAGCGCAUGACGGCCCGGGAGGAGGCCAGCCUCCGCACUCUGGAAGGACGGAGGAGAGCAGCCACACUGUUGACGGCUCGCCAGGGCAUGAUGUCGGCACGGGGAGACUUCUUGAACUACGCCCUGUCUCUGAUGCGCUCCCAGAACGACGAGCAUUCAGACGUGCUUCCUGUUCUGGACGUGUGCUCACUGAAACACGUGGCCUACGUGUUCCAGGCCCUCAUUUACUGGAUAAAGGCCAUGAAUCAGCAGACCACCCUGGACACGCCACAGAUGGAAGAACCUAGGAAUCGAGAGAUUCUGGAGCUCGGUUUGGACAAUGAGGAUUCUGAGCACGAGAACGACGAAGACACCAAUCAAAGUUCGACCCUGCAGGAUAAGGACGAGGACUCGGUUCCCGCGGAAACGGGUCAGAACCACCCGUUCUUCAGGCUCGAUUCGAUGACCUUCCUGGGCUGCAUCCCUCACCCCUUCGACAUUCCCCUGGCCGAGGCCAUCCCACUGGCAGACCAGCCUCACCUACUGCAGCCAAACGCCAGAAAGGAGGAUCUGUUUGGGCGUCCCUCUCAGGGCUUGUACGCUUCGUCUUACAUGACAACCAAAGGCCUGGCUGAGACGAGCAUGGACAGGAACUGCUUGGAGGUAAACCCCUACAAGAUGUCGUACACCGCCAACCUAAAAAACGUCAUGAGUAUGGAAAGCGGCCAGCGGAGCACGGGGAACCAGACUGGCGAGCAGGAGAUGGAGACUUCGAAAGCGGGUCCGUCCCCCGCGACCAUCGCCGCCCAGCUGAAGAGCAGCCUCCUGGCUGAGAUCGGCCUCACAGAGAGCGACGGGCCUCCUCUCCCGUCGUUCAGACCGCAGUGCAGUUUCAUGGGGAUGAUGAUUUCACAUGACAUGCUGCUCGGCCGCUGGCGCCUGUCACUGGAGCUCUUCGGUCGCGUCUUCAUGGAGGAUGUAGGAGCUGAGCCUGGAUCAAUCCUGACGGAGCUGGGCGGAUUUGAGGUGAAGGAGUCCAAGUUCCGGCGGGAGAUGGAGAAGUUGAGGAACCUCCAGUCUCGAGACCUGGCGCUGGAGGUGGACCGCGACCGGGACCAGCUGAUACAGCAGACCAUGCGCCAGCUCAACGGCCACUUCGGCAGGCGGUGCACCACCACGCCCAUGGCCGUGCACCGGGUCAAGGUCACAUUCAAGGACGAGCCCGGGGAGGGCAGCGGCGUGGCUCGCAGCUUCUACACGGCCAUCGCGCUGGCGCUGCUCUCCAACGACAAGCUGCCCAACCUGGACUGCGUUCAGAGUGUCAGCAAGGGCAUGCAGGCCAGCAGUACGUGUCAUCACGAUUACAAUUCAAAUUUGAUGCAAAGGUUGAGAAACAGAGAUCGGGAGCGAGAGCGGAGAAGUGGAGGGCUUCGAGCGGGAUCUCGGAGAGACCGAGACAGGGACUCCAGAAGGCAGCUGUCGAUAGACACCCGGCCGUUCAGGCCUUCCUCUGAGGGAAACCCCAGCGACGAGCCUGACCCCCUGCCUGCACACAGACAGGCGCUUGGUGAACGGCUAUACCCUCGAGUUCACGCAAUGCAACCGGCGUUUGCCAGUAAAAUCACCGGCAUGCUGCUGGAGCUUUCUCCUGCUCAGCUGCUGCUGCUGCUGGCCAGCGAGGAUUCCCUGAGGGCCCGGGUGGAGGAAGCCAUGGAGCUUCUCAUUGCACAUGGAAGGGAAAAUGGUGCUGACAGCAUCCUGGACCUGGGCCUCCCUGAAGCCUCUGAAAAAGCACAGCAGCAGGAUAACCGGAAGCGCCACGGCUCAACGCGCAGCGUCGUCGACAUGGAACUGGACGAUCCGGACGAUGGCGACGACAACGCCCCCCUCUUCUACCAGCCCGGCAAGCGGGGCUUUUACUCCCCCCGGCCGGGCAAAAACACAGAGGCCAGACUCAACUGCUUCAGGAACAUCGGCAGAAUAUUGGGACUCUGCUUGCUGCAGAAUGAACUCUGUCCAAUCACGCUGAACAGACACGUGAUCAAAGUGUUGCUCGGUAGAAAGGUGAAUUGGCAUGACUUUGCGUUCUUUGACCCGGUCAUGUACGAGAGCUUACGGCAGCUGAUCCGCCAUUCGCAGACGGGAGAAGCAGACGCUGUGUUUGCUGCCAUGGAUCUGGCCUUCGCUAUUGACCUCUGCAAGGAGGAAGGGGUGGGACAGGUUGAGCUGCUGUCGGGCGGGGUCAACAUGCCGGUAACUCCACACAACGUUUACGAGUAUGUGAGGAAGUACGCGGAGCACAGGAUGCUGGUGGUGGCCGAGCAGCCGCUCCACGCGAUGAGGAAAGGUUUGCUGGACGUUCUUCCUAAAAACGCCCUGGAGGAUUUGACAGCUGAAGACUUCCGGCUGCUGGUUAACGGCUGUGGAGAAGUCAACGUUCAGAUGCUCAUCAGCUUCACUUCGUUCAACGAUGAAUCAGGGGAAAAUGCAGAUAAACUACUCCAGUUUAAACGAUGGUUUUGGUCCAUAGUAGAAAAGAUGAGUAUGACUGAGAGGCAAGAUUUGGUGUACUUCUGGACGUCCAGCCCCUCUCUGCCAGCCAGCGAGGAAGGCUUCCAGCCAAUGCCCUCCAUUACCAUCCGGCCUCCAGACGACCAGCACCUCCCCACAGCCACACACUGCAUCUCACGUCUCUACGUGCCACUAUAUUCUUCUAAACAGAUCCUUAAACAAAAACUCCUGCUAGCAAAAACCAAGAAUUUUGGUUUUGUGUAGAGGUUUGACUGAAAGCUGGAAUAAAAAAACAGAGGUAAAAAGGUUGUUGUGUAAUAUUUACCUAGUUCCAUUUUUGUAGAUUAUUAUUAUUUUUUUUUGUCCAGUUUUAUUAAAUUCAACAUAUGGUCUCUGUCUCCCCAUUAGUUAAUAUUUGUUGUGUUCUGAACACAAACUGCAUAUUUUAAUUUUUAUAUAUAUAUAAGUAUAUAUAUAUAUAUAUAUAUAUAUUUUUUUUUUUUUUGCGGUAAUGAAGAGGUCCAUAACAUUCCUGCAUUGGCACUGUAAAAUGUAAAGCCCACCGCUCUAUUCUAUUGGCUUAAACCUUUCGCUUCCCAGGAACUGGGUUUGCCAGGAAGCUGUCAGCCGAAAAUCCUAGCCAAAGAUGACAGCAGUAGACAUAUGAACAGGACGAAAAAGACACUGUGGUUACAAUUUUGUUUCCUUCCCUAUGAAAGUACUAUCUCUGACAGAUCACUGCUGCCUUUGUGGAAAGUUUUUCUUUUUCUUGUACAGGGGGAGUUGGGAAUUUCAAAAUAAACUUGGAUGUAAAUAAGU
This is a messenger RNA of Xiphophorus hellerii (green swordtail), 6981 nucleotides long. Its product is annotated as E3 ubiquitin-protein ligase UBR5-like. Gene Ontology annotation, biological process: protein polyubiquitination; positive regulation of canonical Wnt signaling pathway. The record is from RefSeq and is a predicted model, not a curated record. Gene Ontology annotation, molecular function: zinc ion binding; ubiquitin-ubiquitin ligase activity; RNA binding. Gene Ontology annotation, cellular component: cytoplasm; nucleus. NCBI's taxonomy places the organism in Eukaryota, Metazoa, Chordata, Actinopteri, Cyprinodontiformes, Poeciliidae.